AUGUCGCCGGCGGCGGCCGUGCACUUGCGGUCUCCGAUCCAACCUUCCUCCAUGCAAAACCCCAAUUCAAUUCCUGAUGCAACCUCUCAUCCGCCUUUCGAUCACUCGGCUUUUAGUUAUGCUCAUUUCUCUGAGAGUGGUGAAAGAUUAAACCCUUCAGCUUUCGGUAAUGCCAGCGGCCUCGGAUUCGCUACGGCUUUCGCUCAGCCUGGACUAUCGGGUGCAGGUUCAACAGCUUCGUCUAGGUCGAGGCCGAGGCUUGCGAAGUUCAGGAAGCAGUCAGCGUCUCAGCAUGCGAGGUCCAGAAGUAGAACCGCCACCGGUGAGUUGAGUUCGGAUUUUAAUCCAUUUCGUUCAACGGUUGGCAGCUCGGAUCAGGUAAAUAGUUAUAAUAGCGCGUCAAACGGGUUUAUGGAAUGUCCUGCUGGAUCAGAGAAUGGUCCCGGAGCUGGUAAUGGUGGCUUCGUAAAUUGUCGGUCGAAGUUCCCGAACACUGGUUUUGUGUUUGGCUCUCAGAGGAGUGAGUUUGCUGUAAAUUUAAAUUCCCAGCAUGUAGUUACAGAAGAAUUGGAUUGCUCCCUUAGCAGAGGGAAGGUAACAAAUGAGAAAGAAACGGAGGUCAGGAAAAGUUAUCCGGUGGAGUUUAUAUUUAAUAGUAAACGGAGUGAUAUGGAAUCAAGUUCACGCCAGGACAGACAAAAAACCAGUGGAAAUUCAGUGAACAUAGCUUCUGGUGACGUGAGAAGCGCGGAAUUGGAUUUGGAGACUGAACAUAGGAAGAGUAGUAGCUCGGGGUUUGUUUUUUGUGCUGAUCAAAAGGAUUCAGGCUCUAACUUAAAUAUCCUGGAGGAAGUGUAUAGUAAAGAUGUGGAGAACUCUGGCGUUGAUGAUGGUGAGAAGACGGAUUGUAAGACUGAACCAGAGUGUGUAAAGAAGGAUAGUUUUGUUUUCGUUUUUGGUGGCAAACAAACUGAUAAAACAUCAACUUUUAAUGUCAAAAAGCAGGAGUCCCUUGACAGCAUGGGAAAGUCCAAUUGCGAUAUGGGUUCUUUAAAUCCCAAGACUGAGACACUUAGUGAUAGUAACAUGCAUCCUGAUCAGGAUUACCAUUUGAGUAAUGGUAAGAGUGGAUCUGGAUGUACUAAUAGUACUGCUAAUGCUUCUAGCACUUUUCCUGCUCCUAGUUUGACAGAUGAAAUGAAGAAGUUGAACAUAAAUAAUUCUGAGAAAGUUAGUGGUGCUGAUAUCAUGGGAAAUUUAAAAAAUUCAUUUGUAAAUAGUGACAAUUGUUUUGUGUUUGGAAGAAGUGAGAAGGCUACUGUCUCCUCUAGUGCCAGUUUGGGAGUCAGUGCUGAUCUUCAACAGUCCUGUCCUAAUGUUGCUUCAGAGAAUACUGAUGGGGUCAAAACAUGUAAAAGAAAUGAUAUUCAAAAUGGAAUUGGGUGUGAUAUUGCCCAUGGUUCUGCGGGAAUAUCUUUCUCUGAGCCAUCCUCGGGUCAGGAAAGCGUUGGAAAUUUUUACUCAGGCAAAAUUUCUGAGUGUCAAGUACUUGAAGAUUCACAAGUGAAUGUAGCUAAAGCAUCAUUUGGUAUUGACUCUCAAUCAAAAAGUCAUGUCUCCGCAAACCAUUCCAUGGGUGUGGAUCAAGAUAAGCGUUCUAAUGGUUUUACAAACAUCCCUGAAGUACCUGCGGAGCCUUUCGUGGAUUUCAAACCACCAGCAUGGGAUCCUUCUCGUUUUAAAGAAAAUUUAUUUCCUGCAUCAAAUAAAAAGUUAGGAUCAAAACUAAAGGGCAGAUCUUCUAAAGAAAGAGGACCAAAAGAGGUGAGAAGAAAAUUGAAGUCACAUUCCUCAAACAAGAAACAGAUAAAGAAAGAUCAUGUAUCAAAUUACGGAAGUAGCUCGCAUGAUACCCCUGAUUCUUGUGGUAGCUACUCACCCAUGGAUUUUUCUCCUUAUCACGAAACAAGAGAUGAUGAUCAAGAUAUUAAAGCUUCAGCACAGUUAAAUGAACCAUCAAUCUCAGACCACAACCAUGUGCCCUCAGAAGUUCCCAUUCCCUCUGAUUAUAAAGAUCAACAUUCGGUUACUGUGGGGGGCAGAGAAGAUAUUUAUACACAUAAUUCCAAAAGUGGAGAUCCAAAUGAGAGCAAGCCUUCAUCAAACAAUGGAAAUUCUUCUAUUGGUGAUUCCCAAUCAUUUGGCCCUGAAGCAGCCUGUCCUAGUUUGAAUAAAGAACAGGCCUGUAGCAGUAGUAGAGCUGGAGCUUGUGCAGAUGCUGGGGCUGCCUUUAGGUCAAGCACUGAUCAGUCUGGCUUUGCUCCCAGCCUUGGUGAUCCAACACAGAAUUAUUUUACAUUUUCUGCAUCAUCAACUAGAGAGAGUACUGUUUCAUCAGUUAAGCGCAAACAGAAGAAGAAAUAUAGGAGGAAAGUGGGAAUUGACUCGUAUAUUAUCUCUCCAAAUAUGAAUGAAAAGUUUGGAUCUCCUGUUCCAAUUUCACUGUCGCCGUACACUGAUGUAACAAUGAAUAGAUCUGAGAAUAAUGAUCCGUUGAAGGGGGGGGAUUUUGCAUCGUUGCCUACAACUCAAGAAAUCUGCGAAAAGUGGAAACUCAGGGGAAACCAAGCUUAUAAAGAUGGGGAUCUUUCUAAAGCUGAGGACUUCUAUACAAUCGGAAUAAAUUCUAUCCCUCCAACUGAAAGGUCUGGGUGCUUGAGUAAGCCUCUUUUACUAUGCUAUAGUAACCGUGCAGCUACACGAAUGGGUCUCGGGAGGAUUAGAGAGGCUCUGGGGGACUGCCUCACGGCUUUCACUCUUGACUCCACCUUCCUGAAAUUACAGAUGAGAACUGCAAACUGUUACCUUUUGCUGGGAGAGCUAGAAAAUGCUCAGCAGUAUUUCAAUAAGUGCUUGGAAUCAAGUAAUGGUGUUUGUUUGGAUCGGAGAGUCACUGUAGAAGCAUCUCAAGGCCUACAAAAAGCUCAGAAUGUGGUUGAGUGUAGAGAUGGUGCUUCCGAACUCUUGAAAAGGAAGGAUUCUGAUGCAGCUGCCAAAGCCUUAGGACUAAUUUCUAAGGCAUUGUCAAUAAGUUUAUACUCAGAAAAGUUGAUUCAAAUGAAGGCAGAGGCUUUGUAUUUGCUGCGAAAGUACGAUGCAGCAAUACAGCUUUGUGAGCAGAGCCUAUGUCUUGCAGAAAAAAAUUUGGCAAACAAUGCAGAGAAUGUGAAUACUUCCACGCAUGACAGUAACCUGGGUGUCAGAUUGUGGAGGUGGUCAUUGAUAUCCAAGUGUCACUUUCAUGCGGGAAGGCUUGAAGCAUCACUUAAUGUUCUUGAGAAGAUACAGCAAGCUGUGUCCCUCAACAAGUUUGUUGAGGACAUUGAACCUUCGUUGUCAUUAGCUACUACAAUACGAGACCUUCUAUGCCACAAGAAUGCAGGAAAUGAAUAUUUUAAGUCGAAAAAGUAUACAGAAGCAAUUGAGGAAUAUACUGUUGCUUUGUCUAGCAACAUCAAGUCACGUCCUUUUGUGGCAAUAUGUUUCUGCAACCGUGCUGCGGCACAUCAAGCUUUGGGCCAAAUAACUGAUGCCAUUUCAGACUGCAGUGUUGCUAUGGCCCUUGAUGGAAAUUAUGCUAAGGCAAUCUCAAGAAGAGCUACCUUACAUGAGAUGGUUAGAGAUUAUGAGCAAGCAGCUUGUGACCUCAAGAGACUUCUAUCCGUUCUUGAAAAUCAAUCUGAUGAAAAGAACAAGCAGGCUGGCACACCAGACGGGUCAAAUGGAGUUGUGAAAGAAUCUAGGCAAGUGCAUCAGCAUUUGCUUUCGGUGGAAGAGAAAGCCAAAAAGGAAACUCCCUUGGACUUUUACCUUAUUCUAGGAGUCAAACCCACUGAUACAGCAACUGAUAUCAAAAAGGCUUACCACAAGGCAGCUCUCCGACACCAUCCAGACAAGGCUGGUCAGUUGCUGGCAAGAAGUGAAUCUGGAGAUGAAGCCCAAAUCUGGAAGGAAAUUGCACAGGAGGUGUACAAGGAUGCUGAUAGGCUUUUCAAAAUGAUUGGAGAGGCAUAUGCUGAGCUGUCUGAUCCUACCAAGCGCUCAGAAUAUGAUUUUGAAGAGGAGAUAAGGAAAACUAAGCAAAGCAGCAGAGGUGGCACAUGCCGCAGAUCUUCUGAUUUUAAUGGGUAUGGAAGACCGUCUGAUUUUUAUAGAUCUUCUGAUAGAAGUUCUAGCAGACGACACGGACGGGAUCAUUGGAAGACAUAUGGAAAUUCAUAUUCUCGAUGGUGAGAGGAUACAGAAGUGGUUGUUGACAUUCCCUGGUCCAAUCUAAAGUGACGCUCCUUCUACUCAUUAAUGAUGAAGACCUUGGAUUCAAUGAUGGUGUGAAAUAAGUGGCUUGGUUAUGGCGUCUCAGGCAUUGUUACAAGUAAUAUAGCAUCAAGCAGCCAAGACAAGGAUUGGGAACGUGGGCUACAAAAUCUUGUUUUGAUCAAUUACAAAGCAGUUUCAAUUAUUUGUUUUGGGGCUAGCAGAGUCUAUUUAUGUAAGGGUUCGAUCGUAUAUAGUGAUGGUGCCAUUUUAGAAUGGUGAAGGAGGGCGGAUGUGAUUAGUCUGUACUUUUUCUGGCCAAAUGAUUAGCCUAUACUUAACAUACGUGUAAUUGCGUGCCUAGGGAGAAGUGGGUCGUCAAUAAAGCUUGAGGCAAUUCUAGGAUAUGGGGUUACUGCACCGCUCGGGCCGGUGUUGAAGAUUUUGGUUUGGACUGAACCGUUGCAGUAGUUUCUCCCUCUUAGUCGUCCACUUGAAUCUGGAUUUUGGAUUUUUUAAUUACUAUUUUUGGUCUUAAUUAUAAAAUCUCAUUUAUAGAUUAUAAAUGAGAUUUUAUUAGUAGAAAUAUAUAUAUUUUCACAAAAGGGUCUGACUUUUCUGUUUCAA
Molecule: messenger RNA, 4941 nt
Organism: Neltuma alba
Lineage: Eukaryota; Viridiplantae; Streptophyta; Magnoliopsida; Fabales; Fabaceae
Exons: 12
Coding region: 1-4293 (1430 amino acids)
Molecular function (GO): protein binding
Source: RefSeq, a predicted model, not a curated record